AUGCAGCUGUCGUGGGAGGGGAGAGGGAAAGAGGGAGAAACAGAGCGACGGGCUGGCCAAGCCCGGGUAACCAGAUUUCCCAGCGACUUUCCUCAUUUCUUUUUGUUUUUUCUUCAACUUAAACCACGUGAUCAUUGCACGUGUCACCAACUCCGGGUAACAGUUACCCGACGCGGACCUCAGACACCCGAACACCCGUCUCCCUUGUUUUCUUUUUCGAGUCACCUGACCCUAGCCCGCACUUUCGGCUCGGCGGCGUUUUCCACCAGAUGGGCAAAAAACAGGAACUCAAUUUCGCUUUCAUUCAGAUGCGCUGCCGAGAAACACUUCUGGACCCGUUUGGCAGAAAGAUCAAAAGACGUAAAGACGUCAAGAUGCAAUCCGGAAAAUCAUAAGGGAUACAGGGUUUUUGUGGCCCUUUUGCGAAUCCAGAUCACAGUCGGAAAACUCACAAUUGAGAAACUGCAAGUGAAUACUGAAAACGCAAUUUGCUUUGCUCUUGAUGAGUACUUCGAUCUAGUGAACCGAUUUGGCGCAAUGUGGUAG
Molecule: messenger RNA, 546 nt
Organism: Lachancea fermentati
Lineage: Eukaryota; Fungi; Ascomycota; Saccharomycetes; Saccharomycetales; Saccharomycetaceae
Source: the annotation of a GenBank genome assembly